Molecule: messenger RNA, 2777 nt
Organism: Pteronotus mesoamericanus
Lineage: Eukaryota; Metazoa; Chordata; Mammalia; Chiroptera; Mormoopidae
Gene: GNG2
Product: G protein subunit gamma 2
Exons: 4
Coding region: 243-458 (71 amino acids)
Biological process (GO): G protein-coupled receptor signaling pathway
Cellular component (GO): heterotrimeric G-protein complex
Molecular function (GO): G-protein beta-subunit binding
Source: RefSeq, a predicted model, not a curated record
CGGCCGCUGCUCUGUGGGCAGCUCCUACUACUGCUGAGCUGGGCUGGGCUGGGCGGGCUGCACCGGAGCUUGCCUGCACUGAUCAGCUCGGAGGCAGGAGAAAAGCCACUCUUCUCUGACCAGCCUCAGAGCCAAGGUAAAAGAAAGGCUUUUCAUUGUCGCUCCUGUUUAACCAGAUCUGCCUGUGAGCCCCAGGCUUCGGGAACUGAAAAGUGUGUCUGAAAAACCCACGCAGCAAUCCAAUGGCCAGCAACAACACUGCCAGCAUAGCACAAGCCAGGAAGCUGGUGGAACAGCUGAAGAUGGAAGCCAACAUCGAUAGGAUAAAGGUAUCCAAGGCAGCUGCAGACUUGAUGGCCUACUGUGAAGCUCAUGCCAAGGAAGAUCCCCUCCUGACCCCUGUUCCGGCUUCAGAGAACCCAUUUAGGGAGAAGAAGUUUUUCUGUGCCAUCCUUUAAGUCUUCAUGAGGAGCUGAAGAGCCUCAGGGCUCCUGGGACACUGAUGUAGAGUUUUUAGCAAAGUGGGCGCCUUUCUAGUCCACAGCAUUUAAAUAGAGGGAGGAGAACCAUCCUGGAAACUCCAGGCUAUGCAUGUUUAAAGAACUGGUCCCCUUUAUGACAAUGAAAGUCAAUCCACACCCUGAGUUAAGAGCUCUGAUAUCUUGCAGAACUGCCUGGAGGAGGGGACUGUGUAAAGAUAAAAUCUGUGUCAUUUCUUUUCUGCUAUCCCUCCCAAAACCUUCUGUUUCUGCUUCAUAUUUAAAAAAUAAAAAUUCAAACAGACAGCUGUACUGAGCUAAGAUAUGUUUGACCUUUUUGGAAUGAAUAUUGCCUUUAGAAUACCCUUUGAUCAGCUGAGUUGUCCAGUGUAACCACGGUUCGGUUUAAUGGCAUUGAUGUCUAGUCUUUGUGCCUUCGUUUUCUCUUUCUCCCUGACCCUCCUGCUACCCCCUCCCCAUUAGAGUAGUACAGAGAUAAGGCUGGACUUGUCUGUGAGACUGAACUGCAAGGAUAAGCACGCAGUGUUAGGGAGAUAUUCCUAGUGGUUUAUCCUCAUGGUAGUAACAAAAACAAUGCCGGUUGUCUGUGUUCUCGUAUCACUAUUCCUAACAUUUGUACAUGAUAGCUUUGAUUCUGCAAGUAAAAGUAAAUCAUGUGUUGUGACUGGUGCUUUCAUAUAUUUGUGACAGUUUUUGAGUACUCUUGCAUGAACAUGUCCCUAUGUUACAUCCAUUCAGAAGUUUUGUUGUUUUACUCUAGAGAUUGGAAAAGAAAUGAAAGAGCAAAGAAGCUGGGAAGGAAAAAACUCAGUAUCUUGAAAAUUGAGAUGACUUCAGCGCCUUAGCCACACCUAAAAUACCUCCUAGUUUUCAGUGGUAUAGUUAUCAGCCUCUUCAAUAUGAUUUCCAGAAUCCAAAGCAUGUGGGUUUUAUUUGGGAUCCAUGAAUCACAGUUACCACCAAGCAGGAGAUGUAAGGCUCCAUCCAGAGCAGGAAGGUGUUUUUGUCACAGAGUAAGAGCAAAUGCCUCCUUUCCCUGAAUCAUGGAAAUUCUAGAUUGAAAGAACUCUUUCUGUGCUCUUAAGAAAAAUGUGGCCUUUGUUUCUUAUUAUUUUUUGGUUUUGUUUUUAUUUUCCCAAUAUUGGGAGAAAUGAACCCAUGGCACCAGAGAAAACCCAUUCUCAGAAUCCCAGCUGUUCGCCCAUCUGGGAGAAGGGGGCAGGUGUGACCCCCACAGCCACCUCCACCGGAGGGGUCUGGCUCUUUUUUCCACUGAGAUGGUCUUUGUGUGUCACUCACCUAUUUUUUUCACUAGAAUCUUUCUUUUGUUUUUGUUCUCCAUCUUGUUUGUUAGAGGCGCUCAGUCUUUAUUUACAACUUCCUUGCAGUUAGAGCCCUCUCCUCCCAAGAGCUGACAUUGACAAUGAUUUUUCAUGGCAGCUCUAGUCUCCCAUUGGUGAUGGGAGUUGCUGGAAGCCUUUAUCACAUCUUGUUUGCUUCAAAAUCCCAAAAGGCCAUUUCCAAAUUAAUUUUACUUUCCUCUCUUUCCUUUACCCCCAUUUAAAAAGAAAAUAAAUGAAAAGACAAAAAGACUUGACAUGCCAAAACAGGUUUUGAAACAGACUUGGUAAAUAUUUUCCCUAGUUCCUCCUUAUGGGCAUGCUGGCAAAAGAAUAAAUGCAUCCAAUUAAUACUCACAUGGGGGUGUGGAGCAAGGAGAAUACUGAAAUGCUUGUGAAAGGAAUGAGUGCACUUCCACAACCAGAUACUUCUGUUCAAACUUUGGGAUUUUGUUCUAGUCAGUAGGACACAGAUGAUGAUUUGGAGGGAAAAACCCUGGCAGAGUAUGUAUCAAACUACAGUGUUGUACCAUUAGUUUAGCAAAUCUGUGGAAUCAGCUAAAACCAUAUCAAUUUUUAAUAUGAGCCAAAAUGGAAUUGAGUAUGUGGUCACAUAAAAACUGUGAAUAAGCACUCUUUGGUGGUGAUUAAGGCAUCAUUAUAACACCCUGAUGAUUUUUAUAACCCACACCACUUAUUUUUCUUGGAAGGACUCUAUAUUUUCGUGUUCAUCUAGAUCUUUGGAACAAUCAAAAUAGAAUUAAAACUUUAGGAAGCACCACAAUACAGCUCUGGUUACUAAAAAUUAAGGAAGCUCCGAACUUCAUGUAACCUUGUUUGUAAAAGGAUAGAGAAGGUAGUAAACAUAUAGCCCAUCUGAAAUUAAUGUUUUGGCUUUUUCCUAAUUCCAUGUCUUACAGUACAGAAUUAUAAUACA